Messenger RNA from Gossypium raimondii (Peruvian cotton), 1234 nucleotides. Its product is annotated as bidirectional sugar transporter SWEET10. Gene Ontology annotation, molecular function: sugar transmembrane transporter activity. Bases 125 to 934 code for a protein of 269 amino acids. Lineage: Eukaryota; Viridiplantae; Streptophyta; Magnoliopsida; Malvales; Malvaceae. The record is from RefSeq and is a predicted model, not a curated record. The transcript is spliced from 6 exons. Gene Ontology annotation, cellular component: membrane. Gene Ontology annotation, biological process: carbohydrate transport.
GCUUCACAGAUCGUGGAAGUAAGAGGUAGAAAGAGCUUCUUCACUUUGACAACAAAUACUCACUUUCUCUUACAGAGAUUGAGAGAAAAUCACAAACACACAAUUAUAUAGCACAGUGAUCAUCAUGGCUCUUCACUUGUCUUGGGUUUUUGUUUUUGGUAUUCUAGGCAACGCUGUUUCAUUCAUGGUUUCCUUGGCUCCACUGCCAACAUUUUACCAAAUAUACAAGAAGAAAACAUCGGAAGGUUUCCAGUCGAUUCCCUACGUGGUUUCGCUCUUCAGUGCGAUGCUUUGGAUUUACUAUGCACUGCUUAAGAAAGAUGCCAUUUUCCUCAUUACCAUCAACACUUUCUGCGUUUUCAUUCAAACUUUUUACAUUGUUACUUACUUUUACUACGGCCCAAAGAAAGAAAAGAUCGUCACAGUGAAGCUUAUGCUUCUCUUCAACGUUUUCGGGUUCGGAGUUAUCUUUCUCGCAACUUACUUCCUAAAAAACCCUUCCCUUCGUCUCCUGAUUUUGGGUUACAUUUGCAUGGCAUUCGCUUUGGCUGUGUUCGUCGCACCUCUCGCCAUUGUGAGAAAAGUCAUAAAAACGAAGAGCGUUGAGUACAUGCCAUUUACUUUAUCAGUGUUCCUCACUUUAGGAGCUGUGAUGUGGUUCUUCUAUGGCCUUUGUUUAAAAGAUAUGAAUGUCGCCGUUCCAAACAUCCUCGGAUUCAUCUUUGGAGUACUUCAAAUGAUACUUUAUGCCGUUUACAAGAACCAUCCCAAGAAAACAGUGGAAGAAUCAGAUCCCAAGCUUCAAUUAUCGGACCACCCAGUCGUCGUCGUUGAUGUUGCCAAGCUUGGCUCGGAUGUAAACGCCGUCAUUCCUAACUCAACCAAAUCUAACAACGGCGGAAGAACUGAAGGGAAUGCUUUCAACAAAGUUUAAAAAAAAAAAAGAGUUUAUUUCGAGUGGGUGAUAUGAAAAGAGGUUUCCACUUGAAACAUGUCUUUAAGCUUACGUGUUUACUUUGAUUUUUGCAUGGGCUGAGGUUAACCCAUGCAAAACAAUAACUUUAAAAAAAAAAUUAAUGUCUAAUAAUGUGGGUUUAAUUUCUUUGUCUUUUCAGUCCACAUCGUGAAUCUUUGUCUCUCUUUCAUUUCUUUUCAAAUCUAUAAUAAUCAUAUGUAAUCUGUAAUUAGCAUUCUGUACUUACUGUUUUAUUAAUGAAACGUACUUCUUUUAUAA